Molecule: messenger RNA, 4190 nt
Organism: Temnothorax curvispinosus
Lineage: Eukaryota; Metazoa; Arthropoda; Insecta; Hymenoptera; Formicidae
Product: transmembrane protein adipocyte-associated 1 homolog
Exons: 8
Coding region: 353-2398 (681 amino acids)
Biological process (GO): G protein-coupled receptor signaling pathway
Cellular component (GO): plasma membrane
Molecular function (GO): G protein-coupled receptor activity
Source: RefSeq, a predicted model, not a curated record
ACGCCGAUUGCAUUGAAAGCGUGAGCGUGGAACGAUAGAGGAAGGGAGACAGCAAGCUGAGCAAACAUACGAAAGGAAGAGAGAGAGAGAGAGUCAAAGCACAAAAGGUAGAGACGAGCGGGAGAGGGAGAAAGAGCGAGAGAGAAAGAGCGGAGCAGACGGGAAAGGCGGAAAAGGAGAAUCGCAAGGUACGCGAACGCGAGCGCGAGUCCGUCGUCCGUCACGCACCGAGUGUUUGCCUCGGCUGGCUGGAACGAACGCGCCGUUUCCCAGGGAGAAAAUGAGAGCGACGUCCUCGUGCUCGUGAAACUAUAGGAGGAGGAUCCGAGCGCAACGCUUGAGAAGGUAGGAAAUGUACGGCGCUGAGAGGGAGGAGGUGUCUGAAAGUUGGCUGCACACGUAUGACCUGAGCAGUACUAUGAUCCCCAAUGCGAGCACGGCGAUGGACGACGAGGAGCAUUUCUGCAAGCUCAUCCUGUACAAGGAGAUCAAGGACUCCAGAGUGCGCAUAUGGGACGUCAUCAUCCUGGUGCCGAAUCUCCUGUUUCUCCUGUUCAUCGCGAUGCGGUUCAACAGAGCGAGGCUUAAGUUACGCGCAACGAGUAGUCCGAUAUUUUUAGCGUUUUACGGUCUGGUCAUUUGUAACGUAGUUAUAUCAGUGGUGCGAUGCGUCGUGUCGAUGACGGUGAACGCGGCGGCGACGGUCGGCGGCAAGGCCGACAAGGUCCUAUGGGUCACAGUGAGAUUUUUUCUACUCUCCACCGAGAUGAGCGUAGUUAUAUUUGGUCUAGCGUUUGGUCAUUUGGACAGCCGCUCCAGUAUUCGUAGAGUAUUACUCGCUACAUCCCUCAUAGCGCUGGCGUUCACGAUCACCCAAGGAACACUGGAGCUGGUCCUGCCGGACGACACAUUUCAUAUUCCCAGCCGCGACUUUUACGUAUUCGGUCACGGCGGUAUGAUGUUUUGGUUUUGCAGCAGUCUCGUUUUCACAACGAUAUAUCUCUUCAUAUUAAUACUGCCAUGGACACGGUUGCGGGACCGCCUAGCACUUCCUACACGGAAAAGCUUUUAUGUUUACGCCGGUAUGCUAGCGACGUUGGACCUAGUACAGUCGAUUGGCGCAGGCUUUUUAAAUUACACGCAAAAUCCGGUAGGAUUAUGCAUCGUAGACUUCACUGCAGCGGUUUAUUUAACCCUUUUUACCCCUUUGGUUUACCAUACAUUCCUGUCGGAAUUCUUCGGGGUCUCGCAACCUUCGAUAAUGUUCUCUUACAAAGCGCAAGUGGACGACGCGAUGGACGAAGACACUGUGUCGUUACCGCACCAACAGAGUUUUUCAUCCUUGAAAACCGACAGCGAUUACAUCUAUCAGGUCCAUACUCCGUCUAUUCACAUACCGCUAUAUGAUUCCCAGGCACUGAAAUCCUCCAGACGGGGAGCUUCACUUUAUUCCUUAACAUCCGCUAAAGAUCCCAAAAAUAAUGACUCAAGCACUUUCGGUUCACCAGUUAAGCCAUAUUGCUCGACAUCCGGUAUUGGAAGCUUUGGUAGAGAUCCCAACGCACAAAAAGGCAUCUCGGAGGUGGCUGAUUACCCCUUAAUUAAGUCCGCUGCUAUCCAAAAGAGUGUACCAGACCUAAGGCUCUCCAGUCCGACGCGAAAACCCAUUCCUGUUACGUACGGCAGUCCCGGUAGCAUCUCAAAUUUAUUUCUCUCGACCGAUACCGCUAGUAACUUCUUUUACAAGCCAAACACAAUUGACAGCAAAAUUAAUCUAUAUUCUCAAACGAGGAAAAGUAGUUCAGAGAGUAUAUCGCAUAAAACAACCGUAGAUCACGCGGCCGUGAUUGAGAAUAUUUCACACCGACAUGAUGGUUCCUCGGAGAUAUCUCAAGCUCCAGCGUUAGAGAAUACCUUACAGUCCAUCCUGGAAAGCGGGACGCGCGAAAUCGAAACGGAAGAUCCCCAAGAAUCUCUAAAGACAACUGACACUGACAAUUUAGUCGAAGACGGUGCCGCUAGCGUGGAUCUGAGCCAUUUAAUGACGCGUGUCGGCACCGAGAUUUUUAAAACUUUCUCGGACGAUAUGUCGCCUGAUUUAUCUGACCCUUCAAACGUCACGCAGCAAUUACUUCCUAGAGCAACUUCCUUUACCAGCGCGAGCAGGAAGAGCAAGAAUGAUUCGCAAGAAGGAGAGUCAGGUGGCUUAAGCGAUUAUUUAUUAUCCAUAACAUCCCCGAAAUUUAAUCACAGUGUUUAUGACUCGACCCAGUUCGACACGAACGCUACGCCAAUCAACCCGCUCUACGCGGCGUCUCUUCAAAGCCCAGAUAGUAUUACCGGUUACAGUAUAGACAGUCAAGAAACGCCGAAUCCGCCGAAUGGUUACCAACAAUGAGCCGUAUCGCUCAUAUCGAUUCGGGGGUGCGCUAUAAAAAUAACAGAACGAGCCUGAGUACGAGUUACUCGACGAUCAAAUUGCAAUUUUGCUAAGAGCUUCGUGAGAUCCUCUCUAAAUGAGAAAUUUGUUACUUUUUUCCGAAAAAAAAGCGUGUUAUGCGAAAGAAGUUUGGGAUUUGGAGUGAGGUACGAUUGUUGUAAGUCAACGGAAGGAUUCUAGUCGCCCUCAAGUAUUUUUAGGGCCGCGUAAUUUACGGAUAAAAAUACAGAUGCUUUUUGGUCUCCAUGUGAUAGUUGGCGCUGAUGCCCAAAUUGUGAUCACGAAACGCUGGAAGAAAUCUCGCAAAACUCGGAAUCUCCAGUUUAGCUUUAGUUUGCUUCAUUUAGGGCGAAUUCUCGGAAAGAUGAUUAGAGGUAGCAUAUUUUAAUUCACAUUAGUUUUGUACUUAGAUAGACUUUGGAAUCUCAAAUGAAUUUUUACUGUGCACGUGAAAAAAGAAUAUUCUUUUCGGCAAUGUUACGCAUUUUUAUCUCGAAGUAAGUACAAGACGUAGGUCAUUCUAGGAUUCGCAUACUUCCUCCCGAUCGCAGAUUCAUUUACCGUGACUCUCUUCAUCCCCAUUUCACAUGUAUUUUUUAUCCAGACAUAAAAUCAGUAAAAAAUAGUAAUUAAAGACAAAUUCACUUCUGAAUGCCUUAGACUAACGUAGUUAAUACAUGCGACUUUUAGAAUGCCCUAUACGCACGGUGCGAUCAUCAUCACGACGUAUCAUCCCCGUCGAUAAAUGCUAUUGUUUUGUAUCGAGAACUGCAAGUUGGUGCGCCGGCCGUGGAUCCUAGUAAGGCGGACAAAACACUUAGAUUUAUAACUUCUGAAACUUGCUUAUCGUUUCUCCGUCCAAAGUGGACGUCGUCGUAUCGCUCGAAAGUCCUCGUUGCGCGGCGAAGCGGCGCGCGGACGACAAGCCGGACACUCGCUAUUUUCUUACUUUUGCAUCGAAAAAUCAUUAGAUCGAUUAAGGGACAAUAGGAGUCAUUAAAGUUAAACGUCGCGCGGAGAUAAUUUUUAGACUUAAGGAAAGAAAAAACUCUUCAAAUGCUCCAAUAAUUACGAAGACUCCAUCCAUGAUGUAUAUACAUGAUAUGUAAUUCUAGUGUAAAGGAUCGUACUAUUUAUAUAUCUUAAUAUAUACAUAUAUUAUAUAUAUAAUAUAUAUAAUAUAUAUUUAUCAAUAUAAUACGUAUCUCCGUAUCGUAAUUAAAUUCGUACAACUGGCAGGUUUUAGGAUACUUGCUCCUGCGCUGCCCGCAUUUUUCACCUGGACGUUCGUCUCGCGCAGGGAAAGAGGAGGGAAAAUAAAAGAUAAAAAGGAAUAUGAAAUUAGCGUCCGCUAUCGUCAUUCUCGAAGACGCGUUCAUGAGGUUGUAACGUAGAUUCCUCCGUUUUCCUACGUUAAAAUUAGAGGAGAGAGGGAAUCCAGGAAGGAGCAAAAUUAAUAGUGAUAUACAACGUAACUUAUUUUCUAGCGUAAAUUCGUUCGAAUUUGUAUAUACGAAACGGUGUGCGUGGAACGAUGUUACACAAUGAGUCUCUCUGUCAAUUGCAAUUGCUUUUUACCAUCUCCGACUAUCCCGUCACCCUGCACUCUCCACGAAUGUUACCUGCGUCGUCUGACCGUGUGAUUCUUUUGUAAGCAUCGAGUGCAGUGUAUAAGGCAAUAUAUUGUGACCGCGUCGUAUAGCUAUACCUAAUUUUAAAAAAAGUAAAAUAAACAUGAAUGACAAUUCAA